AUGUCGGCUGAGGAAGAGCGGCGCCGAACUGGCCGGUACAUGGCCAUUCUGGUGGGGAUAUCUCUCUUCAUACUUGCGCUGUACCACGCCUGGGUGCGUCGCAUCCCCAUAGUCGCCAGUCUCGUGGUGCCAGCCCUAAUCAUGUUUGUGUACGUCGCCUGGAUCCUCUACACAGCCUCCAGGGAAAAACACAGGUUUCGUCUGUUCGACGUAGAGGUGGGGCAGGCAGGACACGAAGCCGAGGGCGACGUGGCUAUAUCGGAGCUAAAUCAAAACAACAUCGACGUCACUGUUAUGUCUGGGAAAGAUUCCACUUCAAGCCCUGAAGAAACGAACUGGACAGAAAUAUCAACAGCACUUAUGAAGGGAGAUAAAAAUUCCCGAACAGAAGUUGAACUCAAUCGACUUCCUAUCAUCUUAGUUAAUGACAAGCCACCAGAAGAUUUGGAUCAAAAAUGGCGGAAUAUCAUAGAACUUUCCAAUAACGAUAAACUUAAAGUUUUUCAUACUAGGAGAAGAUAUAAGAGGAAAUUCUGUAGGACAAGAAGAUACGCUGCCUUCAAAAGGUCAUACUCGAUUGGUUAGGAUUGUUUAAGAUAUUGUACAUAAUUGGAUGAUGACAGG
Messenger RNA from Spodoptera littoralis (African cotton leafworm), 624 nucleotides. The record is from the annotation of a GenBank genome assembly. Lineage: Eukaryota; Metazoa; Arthropoda; Insecta; Lepidoptera; Noctuidae.